UUUGUCAAUGGGUGUGGCUAUAAUAAAAUGGCGUUGUUCAAAGAACUCAAGUCAUUCUGUGUUUCUCCUUUCUCAUCUCUUCAGGUCCGAUCAGUUAUAAAGCUAACGAAACUGUAUUUCGCUGAUAAUUCCAUCAACGCAAAGAAAACCACAUUAACUGACAGGCCGUACUGUAUAGCCCUACCCAAGAACAAUAAGGUGGCUGGAUUCGGUGACAUAAUAAAGAUAGCUCACAGAGGAAAGGUCCACAAUGCAAUGAUAGUGACUAACACUCGGCCUAGCAAGGACCUGCCUGUAUACGACAAGUGGUACAUUGUACUCCUUAAUGAGAAGAAUGAACCUGUGGGUACUAGAAUAUCGAUACCACUACCAACCAAGAUGAGACUCAGGAAAGACAAAUUCUCUAAAAUUAUUGCAAUGUGUAACAGAUUCAUUUAAUUAUUGUAUUAUAAUAAAAGUUAUUUAUUAUUA
Molecule: messenger RNA, 471 nt
Organism: Amphimedon queenslandica
Lineage: Eukaryota; Metazoa; Porifera; Demospongiae; Haplosclerida; Niphatidae
Product: 39S ribosomal protein L14, mitochondrial-like
Exons: 1
Coding region: 28-438 (136 amino acids)
Biological process (GO): translation
Cellular component (GO): ribosome
Molecular function (GO): structural constituent of ribosome
Source: RefSeq, a predicted model, not a curated record